AAAUCUCGCGUCGGAGGCCGCGGCCCAUAGGAAAAGCAGCAGCCAGCAGCCGCGCGUUAGGCGUUAGCGGAGCACACCAAGGGGCGCGCCACUUUACACGCCAGCAGCGGCCGCCGGCAAGCGCGGUCAGGUCGGGACUCGGCAGCGGGGAGCUCCCUCCCAGCUUCCCCCGAGCUAAAGCUAGGGGGACGACGCCUGCAGGCUGCGGCACCAACGCGGCCUUCGCCGCGACCCCCUCCCACCUCUCCCUCCUCCCUACCAUGCGCGAGGCCCACGCCCACGCUCUCCUGUCGGACACCCAGCUCCUCCCGUGCCUCCUUCGAGAUGGCGAGCCGCGACAAGGUCGGGUGCUCAUCGGCCCCGCUGCCCCUCGACCGCGUCCUGGCCGCGCUGGUCGCCAGCGCCGAGCAGCUCGGGAGGCGGUGGGAGGCCGCCGCUCGCGUCCGAUGCGGGAAGGCAGAUGGAGCGGCGGUCGGGAAGGCGGAGGGGAAAGGGGAGGUUAUAGAGAUGUACACGCCGCUGUUCUACGCUACCUGCGCCCUCGGCGGCGUCCUCAGCACCGGACUCACUCACCUCGCUGUAACGCCUCUCGACCUCGUCAAGUGCAACAUGCAGGUGGAUCCUAGCAAAUACAGGGACAUUCCGUCUGCGUUUGGUGUCAUGCUCCAUGAGCAAGGCCCCCGUGGCUUAUUCAGGGGCUGGAUGGCCACACUGGUUGGGUACAGCUGCCAGGGAGCCUGCAAGUUUGGGUUCUACGAGUUCUUCAAGAAGUGCUACUCUGACAUUGCUGGUCCCGAGAAUGCUGAAAGGUUGAGGACUUUAAUCUACCUUGCAGCUUCAGCGUCUGCUGAGGUGAUUGCAGAUGUAGCUCUCUGCCCCAUGGAGGCUGUCAAGAUUCGAGUCCAGACACAGCCGGGAUUUGCUCACUGCCUGAUCGAUGGGCUUCCGAAGAUUGUCCAAUCUGAAGGUGCCUUUGGGCUUUACAAAGGACUGCUUCCUCUUUGGGGCCGCCAAGUUCCCUACACUAUGAUGAAAUUUGCUUGCUUUGAGACCAUUGUUGAGAUGGUCUACAAGCAUGCAGUACCAAAACCGAAAGACCAGUGCAGUAAGCCACUACAACUAGCAGUGAGCUUUGCAGGGGGAUAUAUUGCUGGAGUAUUCUGUGCGGCUAUAUCUCAUCCUGCAGACAAUCUCGUAUCUUUCCUCAACAAUGCACAUGGAGCCACCGUGGCCGAUGCUGUAAGAACUCUUGGAAUGUGGGGUCUUUUCACGCGCGGCCUUCCUCUUCGUAUAAUUAUGGUCGGUACUCUCACAGGAGCGCAAUGGGCAGCCUAUGACGCGUUCAAAGUAUUUGUUGGAUUGCCAACAUCUGGCGGAGUGGUUCGAAGCUGUGCUGCUGCCUCCUCUUUGCGCCAAGAGGGUCACAAAAAGCAGAACUGACCACACUGAGAAAACGUGCUGAACCAGCGGAGAAUAGGAGAUGUGGCACACUGAGAAGAUGUGCUGAACCAACGAAGGAGAAUAGAUGUACUUCGAUUUCACUGAAUUUUGUAGCAGUUCGAAAUCAGAUCGUUUAAGUUUUAGCUGGUAGAGCAAAAGAGCAUUCACUUUCAAGGGGCUUUUGUCGGAACCUCUUGAACAGACAUUGUAAUGAUAGACGGCUUUUAGUAAUGCAAGUUGUUUAGCCAUGCUUGGUGUAGCAGUACGCCUGCACCCUGCCUCUAUUAA
Sorghum bicolor (sorghum) is the source of this 1728-nucleotide messenger RNA. Its product is annotated as mitochondrial phosphate carrier protein 3, mitochondrial. Gene Ontology annotation, cellular component: mitochondrial inner membrane. NCBI's taxonomy places the organism in Eukaryota, Viridiplantae, Streptophyta, Magnoliopsida, Poales, Poaceae. The transcript has 6 exons. Gene Ontology annotation, biological process: mitochondrial phosphate ion transmembrane transport. Gene Ontology annotation, molecular function: phosphate transmembrane transporter activity. The record is from RefSeq and is a predicted model, not a curated record. Bases 325 to 1440 code for a protein of 371 amino acids.